AUGCAGACAGAGCAGCACGAAAUAGAGAUAGGAGGUACCUUGCAACAGAGGAUAUCCAGCUGCAUGGACGUCCUAAAUAUAUUCCUACGUCAGGAUGAAGCCCCAAUUGUUUCUAGUACAGUUGUAGCGGAAAAAGAGAGUGGGAGACGCUGCUAG
Acanthoscelides obtectus is the source of this 156-nucleotide messenger RNA. NCBI's taxonomy places the organism in Eukaryota, Metazoa, Arthropoda, Insecta, Coleoptera, Chrysomelidae. The record is from the annotation of a GenBank genome assembly.